CCACGCCCACUCGGCUACACUCAUGGCCAAUCAGAUCUCACCGGCACUUUAGACUCAUUUCCUGCUGUUAUUCGCACAGAGCGCGAGCGGGUGGUGCGCGUGAAAGAGUUUUUCCCCUGCAAUCUACACACCGACACAGACUUGUACACUGCGGAAAGUGCCGCUUGCUUGUCUCUCCGCCGGGCUUUAAAACAUCGGUGCAGCGAGAAAUAAAUGAAGCGUGACGACGGUCCGGAUUUAUGUGAGACACAGAAGGUUGGUCUGAAUCUUUGCACAGCGUUUGUGGUUGAUUGCAGGAGGCGUUCAAAUCUAUAAACAUCCUGCAAGUUGAUCAAUCAAGCGGAUUAACGCACUGCGCACGCGAGCUGUCCUUCUGUCCGAAAGAGUCACAGGAAUAAAUGUCCUGUGUCACUGUACGUCCAAACCCUGCGUGUGUGCGAGGGCCUGACUGUGUGCAGGGCGAGCAGAGGGAAAUGUAAACACUGCCUGUGUGUCCCGAACUGACUGAGUGAGAUGAGCGGCGGAAUGGAGCCGGAAGUGGAAGGAACCCACGGGCCGCAGCGGCUCCGGCCGUCUUCAUACCGCGCGUUGCGCAGCGCCGUGUCCAGUCUGGCGCGCAUCGACGACUUCAUCUGCGAGAAGAUCGGCUCAGGCUUCUUCUCUGAAGUGUUUAAGGUAAAACACAGGGUGACUGGACAGAUCAUGGCGCUGAAGAUGAACACUAUGGCCAGUAACCGGGCCAACAUGUUGAAAGAGGUGCAGCUCAUGAACCGUCUCAGCCACCCCAACAUCCUCAGGUUUGUGGGAGUGUGUGUUCACGAGGGACACCUCCAUGCUCUCACAGAGUACAUUAAUGGUGGAAAUCUGGAGCAGCUGUUGGACAGUGAUGUGUUUCUGUCCUGGGCGGUGAGGAUAGGCCUUGGUCUGGACAUCGCACGAGGGUUGCAGUACCUCCAUAGCAAGGGUAUAUUCCACAGAGACCUCACAUCAAAGAAUUGUCUGGUGCGUUGGGAGAAUGGAGUUUGCACCGCUGUGGUUGGAGACUUUGGCCUGGCGGAGAAAAUUCCAGACAAUAGUGAUGGCAUUCAGAAGCAGCCUCUGAGUAUCGUGGGUUCUCCGUACUGGAUGGCUCCCGAAGUGCUCAGAGGAGAGCAGUAUGAUGAAAAGGUGGAUGUAUUUGCUUAUGGCAUUAUCCUUUGUGAGAUCAUCGGUCGGAUUCAGGCAGAUCCAGACUUCCUGCCCCGCACAGAGGAUUUUGGUCUAGAUGUGGAUGCAUUUCAGCCUCUAGCAGGAGAGUGUCCCCCUGCUUUCCUCAGCAUGGCGGUCACCUGCUGUUCUAUGAAGCCAAAGUGUCGCCCUCCAUUUUCUGAGAUAGUGUCUGAGUUGGAGAGAAUCAGUGCUGCACAGCAGGUGGAGCAGACGGGGCAUGUGGAAGCAGAACCAGUUAAGUCUAAUGCUAACUCCCUGCGUGAGAGAUCAUCAUCUUUGGAUGUCAUGCUGGAUGAUCAGCUGUCCCUGAGUAAAUCCGAUGCAUCUCCUGUCCAGAGCACGCCAGCACGGGUCAACCCCUUCUCCCAGAGGCACGACCUCAACGGCGGACGAAUUAAACUUUUUGACACACCUAGCAAAUCGGUCAUUUCACUCACCUUCACCCUGCCUCCACCUCCUGACCCAUGCAGCCCCACCCACUUUGGGAAGGGUUUGCCCCGAUCCCAUAGACGUUGCCAGUCUUUGCCUUGCACACCGGAGGACAUCCAGUCAUUAAACAGAAACACAGACAGAGAUGCUCACCCAAAUGUAAUGCCUCCGGAUGUUAACGAGACGACAGCUUGCACUGUUAAUAUUCCCAACAUGGACAGUGAUAGUAUGGUGAACAUUUACACAGAGGUUGAGCAGGAUCAUGUGUUCUCUGCUCACACAGAUAGUUCAAAUUCAACAGAAGAACAAGAAAAUGAACACAGGAUCAUAAAAAACUCAAGUCAUAAAGAACUGGAAGAGGGGAAUUGCAUGGAGAAGCUAAAAGACUAUGCUUGUCAAGCAGACGAUUCUGGUGUUCCCAUAGAUCUUGAGUUAAUGUCCCUAGAUCACUUGACUGAAGAGAGUGUAGAGGAGGAAGCAAUGGACUGUAUCAGCUCCCCCAAUACACCAUGUGAUUCACCGAAACCCUUCACUAAUGGCUGGACCCCACCUGUAUCAGACAGGCCCCAAUUUUUACCCACGUUACCCGAUUUGGACAACAACAACAGUCCUGUGCAACCUUUGAAUCUGCCAGUCAAUGGUUUCCAUGAUGCCACAACCCCCGUGACCCCACCAGAACAGGAUGAGGUUGUAGUGUGUUCAGGCUGCUGCCUGGCUGGAUUCAGUUUUCCCUCCAUGUGCAUGCGUGGGAGACGUCGCAACCCAUAUAAGAACUUAAACGGUGAUUCUGCGACGAGGGAGUUGCUGUGCAGAGUGCAGCCACCUUCACCUCCUUCACAUAGCGCACACACUCCGUGAUGAACUGCAUGUGAGAGGACACUGCACAUUUAUCCUAUGCCUUAAAACCUGCUGCUGUUGCACAUUGCUCAGAGAAAAAGUGUUGAACUGUGCUGGGGCUUACUGGGGUGUUAUUGAUUUGUCUAUGUAAAAUGCCCCUUUGUUUAACAAAAUUAUGCCCUUCAAUGGGUUUAAUGGACACUUUCUCAAAAAAACAGAAUAUUGUUUAAAACAAAGAGAGAGAAAAUUGAUUGCACAGCUGAGCUGUUAAUAACGACUAUAAAAUUAGAAGGUGCUAUGCAUUGUGUACCUAACUAUGCCUGUGUGUAUUUAAAGUAAAUGACAAAUCUCAUAAUGAGCUGUAAAUUAUUUUAUUUUCUGGUUUGUCUUUAUUGCCUUGCUUUUCUGCGACGGCUCUUAAGAAGUCUGUAUAUGAAUGUUAUAGUUUGAUAUUGUUUUGAAAAAAAAUUGGGAUGUAAAGUUUUGUUUAAAUGUUAUUUUAUUAAGGAAAUUAAAUUGCAUUGAAAUA
Molecule: messenger RNA, 3004 nt
Organism: Tachysurus fulvidraco (yellow catfish)
Lineage: Eukaryota; Metazoa; Chordata; Actinopteri; Siluriformes; Bagridae
Gene: tesk1b
Product: testis associated actin remodelling kinase 1b
Exons: 11
Coding region: 514-2496 (660 amino acids)
Biological process (GO): positive regulation of stress fiber assembly; actin cytoskeleton organization; protein phosphorylation
Cellular component (GO): nucleus; cytoplasm
Molecular function (GO): ATP binding; protein serine/threonine kinase activity
Source: RefSeq, a predicted model, not a curated record